CCUGACACGUGUUUAUUCACAACUGUAUUGUAUCCACUGGCCGGUAGGGGGCGACAGAUUUCGGUCUUCUUUUUGUUACCCAACAGUGAAAAGAAGAUACAGUUAUUGCCAAUAAACAAACGAAUAUGUUUUCGGCGUUAUGGACGAAAGGCGGUGGCUCUGACGCGGCCGAAGCCCUUCCGUCGCCGUGCACGGUAUGAGCUAGAAGGUCGCGGUGCUGCCCCGAUGCCCGGGAGCGGAUGACGCCGGACACGAUGCGGCACCGCUGGCUGCUUCUGGGCGCUUGCGGCUGGGUGCUGCUGAUCCUGAUGUUUGCCAGCAAGUUCAUCAGCUUCAGCUCCCGAGUCCCCGACGACUACGGGGGUAAGUCAGAAUCAUUAAGUUGGACUGUGCCGGCCACAAAAGAUGUCAAGUCCCAAGUGCAAGAGCCCGAGAGGAAGAGAACAAAGCCAAAUCAAGGUCCUGAGGGCCCUGUGGAAGGGGGCGACUGGGAGACAGUGGCGCAGAAGCGACUGGAGCUGGUAUCGGCUGUGUGCAGGAACAGCACGCUGAAGAACCUCACCCACACUCCCAUCAGCAAGUUUGUCCUGGACCGAAUCUUUGUGUGUGACAAGCACAAGAUCCUCUUCUGCCAGACUCCCAAAGUAGGGAACACGCAGUGGAAGAAGGUCCUCAUUGUGCUCAACGGUAAAUGGCAGAGUGAUUUUGUAGGUGUAGCCUCUGGGGGUGAUACUGUACAUGAGUGCUGUGUUUGUGUUUCCAGGUUAAACACGUAUUUCAAGUUCUUCAUCGUGAGAGACCCGUUCGAGAGGCUGAUUUCUGCCUUCAAGGACAAGUUUCUGCAGAACCCCAGGUUCGAGCCCUGGUACAAACAUGACAUCGCGCCCGCGAUCAUCCGCAAGUACCGGAAGAGCCGCGCGGAAGCAACGGGGCUGCGCUUUGAGGACUUUAUCCGCUACCUGGGCGACCCCGGCCGCCGGCGACUGGACCAGCAGUUUGGAGAUCACAUCAUCCACUGGGUCACCUAUGUGGAGCUGUGUGCUCCUUGUGACGUCAAGUACAGCGUGAUCGGACACCAUGAAAGUCUGGAGCGAGACGCCCCGUAUAUUUUAAAGGCUGCUGGUAUCGACCAUUUAGUUUCAUAUCCCACUAUCCCCCCUGGCAUUACCUUGUACAACAGGACAAAGGUGGAGAAAUACUUCUCCGGAAUCGGCAAAAGAGAUAUCCGUCGUCUCUACGCGCGCUUUCAAGGUGACUUUAGUCUUUUUGGCUACAGGAAACCUGAUUUUUUAUUGAACUAACCUAAAUUAGAUUUUUUUUUUUGGUGGAUCUGUACGUUUCAGUAUGGUAUGGAAUUAAAGACCAGAUGGGAGGGGUAUACUAUUUGUUGCCUGACUAAAACUGCAUGCUGUAAUAAUUCAUGGUAAAUAAGGAAGAGUUUUGUUUGGGCCCUUUUACUGCAGAAUAGGAAACUCGUUUAUUGUUCACUCUGACAUGUGCUACAGCAUGUCCUUGUGGAAUACAUCUGCAUAAAGAGAGAUCUGUUCAAGUUUAUAGGAUUACUGGAGGAUACUCAAAAGAUCCUUGCAACUUUGCUUUUCCCAUAUGUGUUGUAUUUUAGGCAGUGUUUUGAAGUACUUGUAGCCAUAACAUGUUUCUUUAUGACUGCAGAGGAGAUAUUGUAAUAGUGGCUCAUGCUAGUCAGUGAACCAUAAAGAUGUGUAUUGCAGCUGUGUGGAGAUUAUCGCUUUCCAGUUCAUAGAGAUGUGUUGAGAUUGACUUUAUAAUGAGGUAAGUAGUGAAUGGCCUAUAAGGACAAUUUGAUUCUCAUCGCAGAAAAAUUAAAAUGGGAUAUUCUGUUCAGAAGGAUUGAGAGAAGCAGCAAGCAUGACUUGUUUUUUGACGCUCGGUGUUGGAAGAAUUUAUGACAUGAAAGUAAGUAUUCUCUAGGGAAGGCAAGUUAGUGAUCUGGAUGGGCCUUAUGAACAUGAGCUAAUUAAAUGUCUCCAUGUCCCCGAACAACAUUAGUUGAUGCUCUUCCCACGCAGAAAGGUGGGAAGAGACAUUUCAGCUGUGAAACCUUGUUCACACCCCUGAAGAAGGCUCCACCACGAAAACCUUUUUUUUUUUCUUCAUUAUACCUGCAGGGUGCCGUUAACCUCUGCCUGUUCCUCUGUAGCUUGCACAGCGACACGGCUCCCCGUUCAAACCUCUGAGCCGAAUUAUCCUGCCUUCUGAUGUAGAGGAUUGUUGUGAACUGGAAACCCUCAGAGAUGAUCCACUUAUUAAAGCACCAACCUGCUGGAUCGUGUAGGAAACAUUUGUAUCAUUGCCUAACAAAAUGAACCUUGUAGAUCAGGGCUUGAGAAAGUUAUUCGCAGUGCUCUUGGUAUAGCUACCAAAUAGCAGUCAGUGGCCAGGUCUUCUGUGUACAAUCCUGUAGGUGAUACUGAUAACCAAAUCUUUUCCAUAUGGCUACACACUUUAAUAGAAUUUUGUUCAAAGACACAAAAAACUAGAGAAUCCUAACUGUGCAGUUGAAUUAAAAUAAACUUACAAAUGCUGAGAA
Messenger RNA from Lepisosteus oculatus (spotted gar), 2569 nucleotides. NCBI's taxonomy places the organism in Eukaryota, Metazoa, Chordata, Actinopteri, Semionotiformes, Lepisosteidae. The record is from RefSeq and is a predicted model, not a curated record.